Molecule: messenger RNA, 1023 nt
Organism: Camelina sativa (false flax)
Lineage: Eukaryota; Viridiplantae; Streptophyta; Magnoliopsida; Brassicales; Brassicaceae
Source: RefSeq, a predicted model, not a curated record
AUGUAUGAUCGUAUUUGGACUCCAUUCUUCAGCUCUAGAUUUACGCAGAUUACAACGAAUCUCAAUAUAAACACCUCAGAUACAUUUGAGGUACCAAAAGCAGCACUUUCGAGUGCUGCUACGCCUAGAAACGCGAGUGCGCCAUUCAUCAUUAGUUGGAAACCCAUACCCUCUGAUGCUGAAGUCUACUUGUAUCUUCACUUUGCGGAGAUACAAACCCUUCAAGCCAACGAGACUAGGGAAUUCGACAUUAUAAUGAAAGGAGUUUUUAAUCAGUCAGGAAUUACGCCUCCUAAGCUUGAGCGACUUACAGUAUUUUCUGCUGUACCACUACAAUGUGACUUGGACGGUUGUCGUUUAGAGCUGGUAAGAACUCCAAAGUCAACUCUUCCACCUCUGAUCAAUGCUCUUGAGGCUUACACUAUUAUCGAAUUCCCACAACUGGAAACAAACUCAAGUGAUGUUGUUGCUAUCAAGAACAUCAAAGCUACUUAUCGUUUGAGUAAAAUCAGUUGGCAAGGAGAUCCAUGUCUCCCUCAAGAAUUAUCUUGGGAAAAUCUUGGAUGCAGUUAUGCUAAUAUCUCCACCCCACCAAGAAUCAUUUCCUUAAACUUGUCAGCAAGUGGGUUAACUGGGAGUAUAUCCCCAAUUUUACAGAAUCUAGCGCACAUACAAGAACUAGACUUAUCCAAUAACAGUUUGACUGGAUCUGUGCCUAAGUUUCUGGCCAACAUCAAAUCAUUAUCUUUGAUAAACUUAAGUGGAAACAAUCUUACCGGCUCAGUUCCACAGAAUCUACUUGAUAGAGAAAAGGAAGGACUUGUCUUAAAACUUGAAGGAAAUCCUGAGCUAUGCAAGAUUAGUUCGUGCAACCCAAAAGACAAAAAGGAACUGUUAGUACUGGUUAUUGCACCAAUUGCCUCUGUGCUUAUUGCAAUAGUGGUUGUGGGUCUCUUUCUUGUUUUCCGAAAGAAGAAGGUGCCUUUAGGUGAGUCUAGCUCAAGACAUAUAAUCAUUAAAUAA